AUGGGUGUUCGUGACGAGACAAUUGUGUAUUUUGAUGGCGUUUUAAAGAUCUUAGGUGUGUGGCAUGGCAUUCUUGGAGGUUUAUUGAUCGUAAUGGGAGUUGUAGUUAGACUUGCUGUGGAUCAUUGGACAAGUGUUAUGCUGUUGGCUCUGUGGAUCGGUGUUAUUGUAAGUCCAAUUCAUACCUCUUUCGGUCAAAACGAUUUAUAUCAGUUUUACAGCAUGCAUUUUGGCGCGUGUUCACUUUAUGGAAAAGAACAAAAAAGGAGAAAGGUUGGCCCAAUUAAUUUGUAGAUUUUGCUGACAAAUUUUGAUCAUCAUAAAGUGGUCACGCUUUAGGAUUUCGUGGGCAAAUAUAUAGUGCUAUUGAUUCCGUAUACGGAUAAAAACGUUUCUAGAAUUUGCUAAUUAUUAUAAGCAGUUUCAUAGUCUAAUUUUGAUCAUUUUAUUAUGGAUUACAUGUACACCCCUGAGACAAGUGUCCAUUUUUGGACGUAAAACUGAUCACAUGUAAAGUUCCUCAUCUGAAUUAUUUAGUAAACAGGAAAACGUCCCUGCUGCAUGAGAGAUCAAGAUACCCUAUUUUAAUUUCUACUUACUUCGAAGCAGUUUAGGGAAAGCAUAUCGAAAAAUUAAUGAGUGAGUGCAUAUUUCUGCGGGAGCCACUGAGCCAAACUCAUUAACGAGCGAACACUGAAACACAUAGUAGAGAGAUUUUAAGUCAGUUGUUCAGUUCACAUUCUGUGUGAGGAGGAGAUCGUUCAUUUGAUGUUUCAUGUAGUGUAACAGUUAAUGAUCAGUGAAAGUCAGAGAGAUACUGAUAGUAAAAUCUUUUGUUUUUUAGUUCACAUGCAGAUUAAAUUUGUUUUCUUUCCUUUAGAAGAACGCUAGUUACAUUCUGAACUUUGAAUAGUUUUAAGCCAUAAACUCGGCACUUCAAUGAACAUAAUAGAAUUGUUAACGAUUAUGGCCAUAAUCAUAACUGAUGCCAAUCAAACAUUCAAGAAGACUAAACUGGUUUACGUCCAUAGUGUUCACUGAUAGAUAAGGCGUGAUCAUCGUAAAUGCAUCAAAGCAGUUAUUAUAUAAUUCAGUUUGUACUUAUGGUAACUGACAAUCUUAUACAAACCUGCAGCUGCUAUAAAGAUUUAGAUCUGCAAUAGUUACUGCUGACGGUUGCGUCUGUAUUCUUAUAAGUACACUGUCUGCAGAAAGAUCAGCUCUAGACAGCUUACUGAUUUAGACCCCCUCGGGUAAAUUAAGGCAUGGGCCUCAAUUUGCCUUAAUUUGUGCGUGGGAUCUUACAAUUUUGAUCUAAAAGAAAGGACGAGGAGAUCGCCGCAGUUAUUCAGUGAGAGUUACCUCUACCUUUUCUUUUCCAGAUUAAUUACAUUAAUCUUAAGGUAUUUGUCAUAGGUUGCAGCUACUGGUGCGAUUGGAGUCCUCGACGCAAAUAUGGAGAAAGCAGAUAACACCAAAAAAUAUUACGUGAGUUGCGUAACCUUAAUUCCCUCACUCUUUACUAUAUCUCUUCCAUAGGCGUACGGGAAAUUUUUUGCCAGGGGGGGCGGUAAACCAUUUGCCCAAAAACAUCUCGCAAGUUGCCCAAAUUUUUACGAAAGAGUCGAAAAGAAACGAGGGCCAUAUUGCAACAACAUAGGCCGUCCUGGCAUAUGAAGGUGGCUCGAUACAGUUUUCAGGGUCAAUACCAAGUCUGAGCAUAAACUACGUCGCCAUAAACAAACAUUUGGAAAAAUUGCGACCACAGUUGUAUUAAGAUGAAAAUUUGUCAUCACCAGGGUUGCAAUGACAUCGGAGUAGUCAUAGCAACGAAAUGACUCCAUCACCUAUUUUACUUCAGCAAUGAUUCUUGGGACGGGAAGCUUACAAAAUCGUUCACAGGAGCUUUUUUCUCCAAUACGGUCGCCUCGAUGCUCGUGAAGUAUAAGCAAAACCUUAAGAGCGUUAUCGAGAUAUUUUGCAAUGAAGUUUUUAUUAUUAGAAAUACGGUAAGAAAAGGAAAAUCUUGAUUUUUGGCCGCUAUCUGUAGAAAACGAAGCGCUUUUGACCUGCAAUAUCACCUCAUAGUAGUUUUAAUCUUUUUAAAAACAUGUGAGAAAGAUCGUGGAGAUAGCUCUGCUUGAUUGCUAGAAUCGAAAGAAGGAUUUGAUUAGUAUGUAUCGAGACACUCUUGUUAGCGGUUUUGUAAACAUUUCGGUCUACUUUAACAAAUUAGCGAAUAAUUUUAAACCGCUCGAUAGAUUUUUUAAACGAAUUAAGAUUCUUCUCGUAAUUCAAACUGAGAAUUAGUCAGCCACUUCUUCAUUUAUACCCAUUGUAGCCUGCGUAGCAAGCGUUUCCAGUCGAACUCGCGCGGAAACGCUUGCUAUGCAGGCAAUAAAUGCUAUCUGCCAUACACUGUUCGUCGAGUGGAGAUGAUUCUAGAAAGUUAUGCGAAAGUUUAUUUUAAUCAAUUCUCGACUGGAAAUAGCCCAUUCCAAAUAGUGCAGUACAGUAUAGUGCCCAACCAAAAAAAAACUGCAAAUAUGUAAAUUACUCCUCACAUACUAAGCAACCACUGUAAGGUAAUUUAUUACGCCGACUUCAGGUUAAUAUUCAGGUCUUUAAAAUAAUUAAAUAAAAUGGAGACGUCUUUAAAAACUGGCUUUGCCCAAAUUUUCACUCGCUACCGAAAAAAUCUGAGUUGCCCAAAAUUUGGGGGGGCUGCAGCUCCCCUCGCCCUCCCGACCCGUACGCCUAUGAUCUCCUCAACUUGCGUACAAGUUUUUAAGUUAUCAACUCAGUUGCAACUAUUAUAGAUAAAACCAUAUUUUUGUUUCUUCUCAGCGAAAUAGCGAUUAUUUAUGAUUUUUCUUCCCAUUCAUGCAAUCUGUUAUUCCUUUUGCCAAUCUUAGCUUUAGUGCAAAAAGGAUUUUAAUACUUCUUGAACUUUAAGAAUUGUUUUGGUUUUGGUUUUUCAUGAUCAAAAACCAAAACCAAAACAAAACAAGUAAAUGAAGCAAGAAACAAACUUUAAGGUUUUUUUAACUACGUAUUUUGCUUUUAGUUGACAGACUUUUUGCUGUUUUCCUUGAUAUGCCUCCUCUUGUCAAUACUGCUAAUUGUUUGCUACAGUAUGGCGGUUCACACGGCUUGCACUGGGGAGGAAACUGGAACAUUCAGCUGGUAUUCGUACGAGAACUACCACGAUCAGAACAUGACCAGAGCCAAAGCCUUCAGCGUUAUUAUACUCGUGUUGAGUGGCGUGGAAUUUCUGUUGUGUAUUGGCUCCUUAGGAUACGGAGCAUAUGCUCACAAGCGAGAUGAGAAUAAGGUAAGG
This is a messenger RNA of Porites evermanni, 3340 nucleotides long. Lineage: Eukaryota; Metazoa; Cnidaria; Anthozoa; Scleractinia; Poritidae. The record is from the annotation of a GenBank genome assembly.